CUAGAAUUCCCAAAAGCCAGCACGAGAUAUUGGGCGCUCUGUGAGCGCGAGAGGACGGUGGUGGGGUGGAAGAGGGAGCGGGGCGGCAAAGAGGACUGCUGGUGGGAGGUAGAAGGAAGGAAGGAGGCGAAGGGAAAAGUGGUGGGUAAACGAGCGGGAGCAGGCACUGACCACAGACAGAUUGGGGGAAAUCUCACUGCGUGACGAGGUUUCGUGCGCGCGCGUGCGUGCGCUUCGCAUGUAUGUAUAUUGACCCUGUCGUACUGUGGUGAAACAGUCGCAUCACAGUCGCAUCACACUGGUAGAGAGAGUUUGGUCACAGUCGCAUCAAACAACACUGAUAGAGAGAGUUUGGUUGGAGAGGAAGAAGGGUGGAGGUAGGAGAGUAGAGUAGUGGGAAAGCCAGAAGGAACUGAGGUUGGUAGGAGAGAAGAGACUUGAUCUUCUUCUCACUCGUAUUCGCGCGACAGAUCCGAGCGAGCGCGCGCGCGCGCGCGCGGCGUGGAAGGCCGUCCACGGGCGCUGCAAUCGUGCGUCUGCGCGCGCUCUCCCCCCCCYCCCCCGCCCCGAUACACACAGAGACACACACACACACACACACACACACACAGAGAGAGAGAGAGAGAGAGAGAGAGAGAGAGAGAGAGAGAGAGAGAGAGAGAGAGAGAGAGAGAGAGAGAGAGAGAGAGAGAGUAAUCGGCAGCCAUGGUUGCGCAUCCACUAAUCUACAGUUUUGUUGCCCGGGGGACCACUGUCCUAGCGGAAUUCACGGCAUACACUGGAAACUUCAGUCAACUAGCCGUACAAUGUCUGGAGAAACUUCCGCCGAACAACAACAAAUUCACCUAUUCAUGCGAUCGCCAUACAUUCAAUUUCCUGGUUGAGGAUGGGUUCGCUUAUCUGGUGGUUGCAGAUGAAGAGACGGGGCGGCAAAUUCCAUUCGCUUUUCUAGAGCGAGUGAAGGAAGAUUUCAUGAGGAAAUAUGGUGGACCUAGUGGGAAAGGGCAGACGGCUAUUGCCCAUAGUCUGGACAGGGAGUUUGGCCCCAAGCUGAGGGAUCACAUGCAGUACUGCGUUGAUCACCCAGAGGACCUGAACAAGGUAUCGAAGGUGAAGGCACAAGUGGCAGAGGUGAAAAACAUUAUGAUGGACAAUAUUGAGAAGGUGCUUGAUCGUGGAGAAAAGAUCGAUCUCCUUGUUGAUAAGGCAGAUAACCUAAGAAACCAGGCUGAACACUUCAAUAAACAAGGACAAGUGCUGCGUAGAAGGAUGUGGCUGCAGAACAUGAAGAUGAAACUGAUCGUCUUGGCGAUCGUUAUCGCAAUCAUCCUCAUCAUCUGGGUUGCUGCCUGCAAGGGUUUCAAGUGUCAUUGAGAGUGCCGGAACGUCUUUCUUGUUGCCUGCCUUAUACCAGAGUUUAUGUCUUGGAUCUCAAGUAGUAGUUGCACUUGGGAGUCCGGUGUGGUAUAGGAGGAGCAGGAGGAAGGGAGCGGGCGGGGUGGUCGGAGGGUGGGCGGAAAGUGUGUGAGAGGGUGUAGGGGAGGAGGGAUGUUAUAGCAGAGAGAGUGUUGUUGCUGUUAUGGGUUUUCUAUCUCUGUCAAUUGAUGCUACCCGUGGUCUUAAGAACACACCACUACGGCAUUUACCGUUGUGGGUUUUGUAAAUCUAUUUGUUGAAGUAGAGGCUGCAGAGUUUGCAGGGUUGCGUUGUUUUGGUUUGCUGGGCUUUCUCAUCGGCUCCUCCUUCGCCGGCUUCUCCGUUUGGUCAGCGAUGUGGUAUCCAUCCCUUGCCACCAAGGGAUGUUGCUAGGUAAGCGACGUAUUACGUUGUGUGGAUGGUGGGUGGAGCAGUGACCGGCCGUGCCAAGGCGUGGACUCCUGCUUUGUUGUGUAGCAUAAGGAAAAUGGGGUGGGUAUGGUGAGAGGAGGUUGUUCAGCUGUGUGUUUCACCCCUCGUCUGACUCUUCUUUCAGAUCUUGGAGUUGUUUCAUGCGGUGUCUGGUCUGGCCUCCCGUGAAGUGACGUUUAGACUGCGGUGAUGACGAUCGCGCUGUGAUGACGAUCGCGCUGUGAUGGCGAUCGCGCUGUGAUGACGAUCGAUUUGUGGGUGUUAUGUAAUUGAUGCCGAGCUGGGUGGCGGAGUGAGGAGUGCCACCUCUGGGCAGCAAAAAUGCGGAUGAUGGGUUUAUGCACGUGUUCAUGCGGCCCUUGUGCUGGGAGGGAUAGUAGCUCUUAUGUUGAUUGAAAUGCGAAGGCUGGACAGAGAGAGGGAGAGGGAAGGAGGCAGCUAAAAGACUUCUUGCAGUCAGGGGAAUAAAGAGGAUGAGAGUCUAGUGUCGAUGUAGUGCUGUUGUUUUGUUGAAAGAAAGUUAAGAAACCAUAAUUGGAGAAAAAGGCGUGUGCGUGCGUUUUCGCAUGUGAGAGGUUGUGAAAGAGGGCGCGGUGAACUGGUAGUCAUGGCGACGGCCAUCGUGAUGGUGGUGGCAGUGCUGAGGAACAAAUGGCAGCUUCAGAGCCAGACCUUGUUGAGGAGAUGAUUUUAGAACGUGAGAGAUUUUUGGUUGCCUAAUUUGGUAGCUUUAGCCUCUGUACAGUUGCAACCCCUGCCAACAGGGGGGGGGGGGGGGGGGGGGGGGGGGAGAAGGGGGUUUGUGCAGGGGCAGUGGGAGAAGAAGGUGGUUGUGGGCUUUUGUUGCCCUUGGCUAUGCGCUGUUGUUCUGCUAUGCUCAACAGCUCCCUGUUCCAACUUUGGAGUGAGGCGAGUCUUGGCUGUUGCCUGUUUUUUAAUUACUCUUCAGGACACUGUAUCUUCCAGCUCA
This is a messenger RNA of Chara braunii, 2818 nucleotides long. The record is from the annotation of a GenBank genome assembly. Lineage: Eukaryota; Viridiplantae; Streptophyta; Charophyceae; Charales; Characeae.